UCAAAUCCGCACACGAGUGUCAAGACCCUUGCCGUCAACUCGUAACCGGAAACCCCAUUCUCGUCAAUUCCCUCCACGCCCCCACAAUAAAAACCAUUUCUUCUAUUUGGCGCCGACGCCUCCAACCACCCGUCCUCCCUACCUUAUCUCCAUUAUCGCCCCUUUCUGGAGCUCAGUCUCCAUGGAUCUCUCUUGGAAAUUUCACUUCUUUCUCCUCUAAUCUUUCUCCCUUUUCUCGCUCGUCAGAACGGUGUAAGAUUCUUGGGGAGUCAUGGUCUCGCUGGCGGAAUCCCAGAUCCCUUCGUCGCAGAGCCCCUGCUCUUCUUCGACUGGGAUCCAGAGGUCCCAUGGCCGAUCGAUGAGGACGGUGAGGUGCAAUUUAUACAAGGAUGACCGGAAUUGCUCCUUGGAUGACGCUCCGGCGGCCGGGAACUCGGCGGCGGUGUCGGAGAAUUUGACGGAUUCCGUGGUGGAUUUCAAGCUCCGGGAGCUCGCGGUGGGGACCGGCUCCUCCGCCUCUGCUUCCAAGUCCGCCUCCACGGAGGACGCUACCGAUCUCCUCGAUCUUUCUCGGGAUUUCUCCGAGUGCUCCAGCUUCAACUCGGAUAUAUCUGGAGAGCUCCAGCGGCUGGCUUCGAUCAUCCCUAGAUCGGAGGCGCCGCAGAGCUCGCCGUCGGAUCUGGACGACUUGGAGGUGCUAGGGUUAGGACUCUCCUCGUCGGAGAUUGUGGAGAGCGCAUCGGCGGUGGAGAGCUUCGAGCCGGCGGUGAGGGCCUGCGUGGAGCGCCUAGAGUCGGUGGCGGUGCCAGUGGAGGCGAAACGUGUGGCGGCUGCGAAGCUAAGGCUCCUGGCGAAGCACCGGUCGGAUUUCCGCGCGCUGAUCGGGGCCUCGGGGGCGAUCCCGGCGCUGAUCCCGCUUCUUCGGAGCACGGAUCCGGCGACGCAAGAGAACGCGGUGACGGCGCUGCUGAACUUGUCGCUUGAGGAGACGAACAAGGUUCCGAUUACGAUGGCGGGGGCGAUCAAGCCGCUGGUGUACGCCCUCCGGACGGGCACGUCGGUGGCGAAGCAGAACGCGGCGUGCGCGCUGCUAAGCCUGGCGAUGGUGGAGGAGAACCGGACGACGAUCGGGGCGUGCGGGGCGAUCCCGCCGCUGGUGUCGCUGCUGCUCCACGGGUCGAGCAGGGGGAAGAAGGACGCGCUGACGACGCUGUACAAGCUGUGCUCGGCGAGGCAGAACAAGGAGAGGGCGGUGCGGGCGGGGGUGGCGGGGCCGCUGGUGGGGCUGGUGGGCGAGCGCGGCGGGGGGACGGCGGAGAAGGCGAUGGUGGUUCUUGGAUCGCUGGCCGCGAUCCCGGAGGGGCGGGCGGCGGUGGUGGAGGCGGGAGGGAUCCCGGCGCUGGUGGAGGCGAUCGAGGACGGCCCGGGCCGGGGGAAGGAGUUCGCCGUUCUCGCUCUUCUCCAGCUCUGCGCCGAGAGCGCCCUCAACCGCGCCCUCCUCGUCCGCGAGGGCGCGAUCCCGCCGCUCGUCGCCCUCUCCCAGUCCGGCUCCGCCCGGGCCAAGCACAAGGCGGAGACGCUUCUGGGGUACCUGCGGGAGCAGCGGCAGGACGGCGGCGCUACGCCGGGUGGGGGAAGGUACUAACCGUAACGGUAACGUUAACGGCAGCGGAAGACCUCCUCUGUUUUAAUAAGUGAACCCUUUUUUUUUUUUUGUUUUGGGGGUGGAGGGGGGGGGGGAGUGGGGGUGGGGUGGCGCGGGGGGUUCUGUGGCGGGCUGAGAGAUGCGGAGGAGUUGGAGGGUAAGAUGAGCCUCGGGUGGAGUGGACCGAGGUGUUUGUUUUUUUUUUUUUUUUUCCGCUAAAACGAGGUGUUUGUUAAUUGUUAGUAGUUUAGUACCGUGUGUGCUCUAUGUAAAUAGGGAGGAGUCUCUUUGUGUGAAUAUUUUGCUUUGUGAGGUUGGAGCUGAGGAAGAGACAGCUGACCUGAAGGUUGAUGAGUUUUCUAGGAAUGGAGUGGACUUAGUUGUAGGGGGGUUUAAUUAAAGAUGUUGAUGUGUAUGGAUUGGAAGGGCUUUUCCGAGAGGAUUUUGGUCAUGAAAAGCUUUGGUUUUGGUUUGGAUUUUUGUCAUCCAAGUUCUGCUGUUUAGUUAUUAAACAAAAAAUUUGGAAUGGAUUCUUCUUCUAUAACUCAUUUU
This is a messenger RNA of Elaeis guineensis (African oil palm), 2197 nucleotides long. RefSeq lists its product as uncharacterized. The record is from RefSeq and is a predicted model, not a curated record. NCBI's taxonomy places the organism in Eukaryota, Viridiplantae, Streptophyta, Magnoliopsida, Arecales, Arecaceae. Gene Ontology annotation, molecular function: protein binding.